UUUCGCGUCGUCGUCUUGGUUGCGAGUACACAUAACAUCGCGUACGUGGCACGCGUAUAUCGUUAUGUAACGCAGCUGUCGGGCGACGAUCGUCAAGAGGUAAAAAGCUCUGUGGUUUGCGACAACAACGACACCCCGAAGAAGAAGAAGAAGAAGAAGAAGAAGAAGAAGAAGAAGAAAAAAGAAAAAAAGAGUAUAAGAAGGCGAAAACAAGAGAGAGGUGGCGAGGAAGAGGGAGAGCUCGGCUAUAUACCGAUGCGAGAGAGCGUGCUUCUGGUGGCCGUGCUGGAUCGAUAGUCGGCCGCAAGCUCGCUCGGGGGACUUUUUACCCCCCCCCUCCCCGUCCUCUGUCGCGCGCCCUCCUCCGUUACUCCUCCUCUGGCGCUGCUGGUGCUACUACUCCUCCUUCUCCUCUCCUCUGCGCCUCCUUCAAAACAAACCCCCUCGCAGAGCAGCAGCAGUAGCAGCGAGAGGGCCACCAGUAGUGGAGCACGCGCGCGGACGGUGGUUAGUGUGAGUGUGUGUUUGGUGUGUGUUUCGCUGCCCUGACUGCACGUUAAUCCACGAAACGUUGGAAAAUACGAAAGAUAAAGUAAAUACGCGAAGGAGUAUACAUACAUGAUACAAGUGCUAAUGUGCCACUCGGGGGUUUCUUUGCCACCUCCACCACCCCACUGACCAAAAAAAAAAAAAAAAAAAACGAAAAGAAAAUUACUGUGCGCGAGUGCGUCGACGAGGGGGUGUGCGCGCGAGUGUGGAGUGCAACGACAACAGAUAAGAUCAUUAAUAAAUAAUUGGGGCAUAAGCGAGGAGGCCGACUAGGAUUGACGCGUCGCCUGAAUGGGCGACUACGCGGUGACGAGUCUCUUUUCGGCCACAACCCCGGGGAACACGGCCCUCGCGGGAAACCCCACCGGAGGAACGGUGACGAUGCAGGACGAGCUCCUGAUCGAGAAACAGCAGUCAGCGGUAGCACCGGUACCCCCGUCAACAAAGUCCACGUCGUCGUCCUCCUCGUCCCCUGGCGCCCUCGACCAGUCGACCGGCUGCUCCCUCGGGCCCACCAACGACAACAACAACAAGGUCGCUUCGUCUUCGGCACCGGCCAACGAGGUAGACAACACCCUCAUCGGUAUAACCAGCUCGGCCAGCCCUGCCUCCGGCUCCUCCGUCGUCAUAGUCCACAACAACGACAAGCAGGACCCCUCGGGCAUCAUCAUUGGCGGUGGCUCGGUGCCCCAGACCGCCCACCACCAGGGCUACGGCAACGGGGUAGUCGGUGGCGGCAACGAACCGUCCAACGUACGGGUAGCCCCGAGCCUUUGGGCCGACGACACCGGUGGGCCCGUCCACGCCCUCCCCGUCAACGGCUCCAUCGCCAACGCCUUCCAGAACUUCCCCACCAGCAGUCCCGGGAGCUUGUUCGCCACCAGUGGUAGCAGCACCUCGAGCGCCGCGGCCGCGGCUCGUCGGGCCAUCACCGCCAACCACAACUUUUCCCAACAGCAGCAGCAAUCGGCGGCCCCGGGUCCCCGUCACCCCGUCAUGCAACAACAGAGCAACCACCCCGGUAUGUACCUGCAGCAGCAGCAGCAGCAGCAGCAGCAGCACAAGGGGUACGCCGCGUGGUCGGGUGGGCCGGCUGCCCAGCAGCAGUGGGGUCAGAGCCCGGUGAGCCACUCGGGGGGUAACAACCCGGGUGGAGGUGGUGGUGGUGGUGGUGGUGGUGGGCUGUCGCCGUGGAAUAGGGGCAAGUCGGUGCCGAAUUUGCCGCCCCUGCCGUCAAACUUGCACGCGGCGGCUGCCGCUGCGGUGGCCGGGCUUCAGGGUAGAAAGCCGAGUCCGACGUUCCCGGGGCACCCGCACGGGCCACCCGGGCCCCACCAGUCGAGCAUCAGUCCGGUCAAGUUUCGCAGGAGCACCUCGUACCCGGGCAAGGCCAACCUCGGCUAUCCCAUUCAGCCGGCACCGACGUUCGAGGUCACCGCCGCCGACGAGAGGGACCUGCUCCAGAUGCCGCCCUACCAGCAGGAGCGCAUGACGGCCAAUGGAAACUCGCCGCUGGACAACAUGCGCACGCUCGAGCACUACCUGAGCGACAUCAUGCGGGCGGGAGCAGCGGACUCGCAGGAACAUCUCAAAGGAUUCGUAAGCUGCAAUCCAUCGGCGCUGCAAACACUCGCGUCGUUGCACGUUGCAGGUACGUCACAAUCCCGUCGGUUUAAACAUCCAAACCAUUACCAUCGUAAAAACCCGUUCUUCUCGACCCUCGAGGACCCGAGCGGCAAUCUCCUGGAGGACCCGAACGUGCCGGGUCAGCUCGACGGCGUCGGAGUUGGCGGUGGUGUCAACGUCAUGGCCCCGAACGCCUCGCUCUCGUCACCCAGCCGCAGCAGUCCCCACAGCCAGGGCAGCGAGACCGGCGAGCGCUUCUCCAGGAAAGUCUUUGUCGGUGGAUUGCCUCCCGAUAUCGAUGAAGACGAGAUCACAGCCAGUUUCCGACGCUUCGGCGCGCUGGUCGUCGACUGGCCACACAAGGCGGAGAGCAAAUCGUACUUUCCACCCAAGGGCUACGCUUUCCUGCUUUUCCAGGAUGAAAGCUCAGUGCAGCAGCUGAUCGACGCGUGUAUUCAGGACGAGGACAAGCUGUACCUGUGCGUGAGCUCCCCGACGAUCAAGGACAAGCCCGUGCAGAUCCGGCCCUGGCGGCUGAGCGACGCCGAUUUUGUGCUCGACGCCUCGAUGCCGCUCGACCCCCGCAAGACCGUCUUCGUGGGUGGUGUGCCCCGGCCCCUCAAAGCCGUCGAGCUCGCCAUGAUCAUGGACCGGCUGUACGGCGGUGUCUGCUACGCUGGUAUCGACACCGAUCCCGAACUCAAGUAUCCCAAGGGCGCGGGCCGCGUCGCCUUCAGCAAUCAGCAGAGCUACAUCGCCGCGAUAUCGGCGCGCUUUGUUCAGCUACAGCACAGCGACAUCGACAAGAGGGUCGAGGUCAAGCCGUAUGUUCUAGAUGAUCAGAUGUGCGACGAGUGCCAGGGCCAGCGCUGUAGCGGCAAGUUUGCUCCAUUUUUCUGCGCCAACGUCACUUGCCUGCAGUACUACUGCGAGCAUUGCUGGGCGACGAUUCACUCGCGGCCAGGCCGUGAGUUCCACAAGCCUCUGGUGAAGGAGGGAGCGGACCGGCCGCGUGCCGUGCCCUUUCGUUGGUGUUAACCCCAGCAGCAGGCGCUGCCGCAGCAGCAGCAGCCAGUCCACCAGCAACAACAGCAUCAUUUACACCACCCGCACCAGCAGCAGCAGCGUCGUCGUCGUUGUCCCCAAGGAUAUGAAACAUAAUGAGGAUACACAAAUAGUUGUGUAAAUCUUGAUUUUAGUAGGCUCUCUGCCAAAGGCAGGCGUUGACAAGAGAAUGAGAUAAAAAAAAAGAAAAAGAAAAAAAAAGAAAAGUAGGGAAUAUCGAAGAAAGGGAUGGCAGUGUCCCUGGUUCCGUAAAAAAAAGUAGCAAUUCGAAUGAAAAUCGACACGAAAAAGUGUUAAUGUUGGUAUUUCAAGCAGCUGCUUUUCUCUCGCGAUGAGAGGGAGAAAAGGUCAUAAGAUGAUGAAAAUAUCGAUUUCGGAAGCUAGUGUCUCCCACUUGGCUAGACGUGUUUGAGAGGUAGAUGACGGAGAGGGGAGAAAUUGGUGAAUGGAAAGGAAUGGAUCGAAAGAAUUAAACCCCACACAUUCAAUUGUACUACCAAGAUUGCUUUAAGCUCUUGACUGUGCAAAGAAUAAGCUGAAGAAUGAGGGGGGGGGGAAAGAUACUACCUCUUCAUCAAACUAACUUUACCUAAGAACAAACAUUGCUAUUUACAAUUUUAACGAAGAAAAUGAAUUGUCUCUACUCCUAAUCUUUAUAAACUACUCCACUAUAAUUAAUACUACUCCCGUAAACGUCUCUCACGGUGUGAUGAUUUUGAAUUGUUCGGAACAAGAAACUUGGAAGAAGAGGAUUGAGCUGCUGUGCAAUGAUGCGUGCAAUCGCUGCGACGUUGAGUAAUCGUCGUGGCUCGUGUUAGAAAAUUAAAAUGAAAUAACCAAGAGAAGAUCGAAGGGAUAAAGUGUCUGGCGCUCGAUUUUUUUCUUUCGUUUUUUUCGGUUUUCUUUUAAAUCUACAUUUUCGAUUUCUCUCCUCUAAUCUACAAUUUUUCUCUGGUGAAUGUUAAAAUAAUCGACGAAUGGAAAAUCCACGCUUUAACCGCUGUGUGUUUUAGGAAAAACAGUUUUCUCCGUAUCUACAGUUUCUCUAGCACUUAAGGAUUUUUAUUAAUUACCGUUCAAUGGAUAUUCAAACGCUGAAACAGCAACAGAAACACUAUCACACCCACAUUCACAGAAACACGUUUAAAAAACUACUCAACGUAGGUAUUGUUACUAAUUGUAAUACAUUGCAUACGUGUUUUUUCGAUACGACGAUAAUGAUUAUGACGAUAUAUAUAUAUAUACACAUACAUAUAUAUAAAUAUUUGAGUAGUAAGUUUCAAAGGAGGGAGAUAAAUGCGUGACGCGAAGAGCCGCAAAUGUUCAAUCCGUCUCUCGAUUGUUUCUACCAAUUGUUAAGCUUUAUUUUUUUAUUUUUAUGAUGAUGAUGAUGAUGAUGAUGAUUGCGUUUCUUUACACUUAAGAUAGGAAAACCAAUAAUUCGCGUAUUAUCUAGAUUAUACAAAAUUGCAUGAAAUAGUUGUAUGUAAUCUAGUUAAUGCGAUCACGUAAAUUUAUAAUCUAUUCUUACGUUAUUUUUUCUUUAUUUGCCUUUUGCUGGUUCGUUAGUUCAGGGACGUCACAGCGUUAAAAAAUAUUUUGUAUAAAUUAGUUUCUCGCCAACAAUGAUUUCUUCGUAUCGAUCCUUUAUAAUGUAAUUUACUCGUGAUUUAUUACAUUUGUCUUUUUAGUAUUUGACGCACUUAUUUUGAAUGUUUUUUGUCGUUGUCUGCGCAUGAUUGAUCUAAUGAAAUUUUGAAUAUACAUUUGUACGAGAACUUUGUUAAUGAAAUUUUCGGCGAGCCGCGCGCGUGUGAUGUACCUGAGCGUAAAAAAAGAUUUAGACACAAAUUUUCUAAAGCUAGAUUGACUCGUUCGACUUAUCGAGGAUUAUCAGCUACUAGCCCCUUUUUUACCAAAAAAAUGUAAGCGUUUAUUCUAAAAUUAAGCUAUGAUUCUGAUUCUAUUUUUGCACGUUAGCACGCAAGAAGACAAUAAGAAAAAUCUUCUAAUAACAAUCUGGUGCCUCGUACGGAAAAGUAAAUGACGACUCUAGAAGCUAGAAGAAAAAGUAAAAUGAAUUUCUUGUCGGUGCUUCUUUUGUAUCUUUAUGAAUAGUAUUUAUAGUAUUUAUAUACCUCGUGAAAUUAAUUGUAUUUAUAAUUCGAUGUCUUUAUUGUAAAUUGUUAGUCAUUAAGAUUAAGAGAUUAAAUAAACGAUUUAAACUUUUAUAUUGAAUGAGCAAUUUUGAGUAUUGUGGUAAUUUUUAUUUUUACAUUAAACAAAAUUUUAUCAAUUAGCUAUUGAUAAUUUGUUCUUGACAAGAUUUUAACCAGUAUUUAUUCAUAAAUUCUAAGAAUUUUGUUUCAAUAUUUUAAGAUUCCCAAAUAUUCGACAAAAAAAGUUUUUCUUUUGACUGACAAAAAUUUUCAAAACUUCAUAUAUGUAAAUAAAAAGUUUACAUAACGAGCAAUCAGUAAAUUUGUAAUCGAUCUUCUAUACAAAAAAAGCUCGGCUAAGUAGUUUAAACGCUUUUUAAUGAAAAAAAAACUUCGAAGAGUCGAACGAAAUGACGAAAUCAGCAAAUCUCGGGCAAUGAAAAAAAAAAGAAAAAAAAAAAAAAAAAA
Copidosoma floridanum is the source of this 5867-nucleotide messenger RNA. It is a transcript of the gene orb2, whose product is annotated as cytoplasmic polyadenylation element-binding protein orb2. The record is from RefSeq and is a predicted model, not a curated record. NCBI's taxonomy places the organism in Eukaryota, Metazoa, Arthropoda, Insecta, Hymenoptera, Encyrtidae. Gene Ontology annotation, biological process: negative regulation of cytoplasmic translation. Gene Ontology annotation, cellular component: neuron projection; nucleus; cytoplasm. Gene Ontology annotation, molecular function: mRNA regulatory element binding translation repressor activity; mRNA 3'-UTR binding; translation factor activity, RNA binding.